CGCCAUUAAUACCAAAGUCAUAGUCAACAGUACCGGUGUUUGCGACUCGUAGCGACUUAUUCGCAGAGCUGGUUUGCAGUAGUAGCUUCAAGUACUGAUAAAGUAGAAGUCGUAGAUAGUUGAAUAGGACUUUUCAUAUUUGUCAGUUGAAGUAAACGUCACCUGUUAGGCAUCAUUGCCGCGAUGCGUCAAACGGAAACGUUUUGACAGCCGUGUAACCCGCGAUCAAAUGCAAUAAAAUCACGUCCUUGCUACGUCAGCAAAAGUUACUUGUGACAUGAAGUAAACCGUGAGAGAUAAAAGUUAUCUCUUCAAUUUAAAGCAGCCCCACCUGUGGGUGUCCAUGUGGUGUUCAUCGUAUCAAAGCGUCAGCGUGUUUCUGGAGACAUCAUUUGUUGUGUUUUGCAUUCCCCGAUAUCCGCAUUUUCAUGCCGUUUGGUGAUCUGGGUUACGUUGAUCGUUCGCUACGCUUUGAAUAAAAACGGCGUACAAAACGAGAUCUCCUGCGUCCUACGGUUUCUCGUAACCAUGGCAACACCAUCAUUCUCCCGUGGCUUGGCUUCCCUGCUAACUGAGGAUCAGUAAAUCCCCGUCGGCGCGUUGCACGACUUCGUUAUCCGUUCCGUGUAUUCACCUUGCUCUAAAUCGGGAGUUUCAUUAUGUUUUUGUGUUUAUUCUUCACUGCGUGGAGUUAAUUCAGAGCAAAUGCUGCUCGUUUGCUUCCGUCAGAUGUCGCAGCCGGGGAUGAAGACUCUUACGGGCUCCGACUCGUCCCUAGGCCUAAUUAAUAACUGUGCGAGCAAGUGCCGUCGGGUUCCCUCAAUCGUUGCGUCAAUGUACACAGCCGCCGCCACCAGCUCCUCCGCCCGUUAUAUUUUUGUUUCGUUCUGUCGGUAAGACUGUCAGCUUCGACUGUUUACUCGUAAUUUGCCUUCUCCAAUAUUAUCGAACCGCUAGUCACUUCGCACUGAUCGCUAGUGCCCGAUAGCCGAUUCGUUAUCACACCCCGUGGGGUCGACGAAACCGUGCUCGACUAUGCAAUCGGCACCCUUGCCAGAAAUGUGCCGCAGUGCGAUAGUCAAGGUACGCUUACGAAGCUUGCACUGAUUUGUUUUUCGUUCCUUUUUGUUUCGCCGGACUCCGACUGUGGACGGUGUCAUCCGAUGCGCAUGCUAGUCUCAACACCUCUACCCUCCUGCGAUCGCUUAGAUUGCGCUCGCUACGAGAGUGAUAGUUCACUGAAACCUGAUGCGAGACCGACGCUUGAGUCACGCUUCUAUGUAGUGGCACUAUGUAGUAGUUCGCCGCCAUCGAGUGAUCGAACGUUUCCAGCAUGACGGGGAACGAUCGCAGUGUCUAAGGGAAGGGCCCCAAAUGGCGCCUCGCGCGGGCUUUGCCAGCGGCAGUGUCAUGAACUUCGCCGAAAACGCCCAUUGCAGCUUCGUAAUGCACAAACUGAGGCAGCAGCAGGAGAGGGGGCGCUUCUGCGAUGUCGUCUUGCACGUGGACGGCCGCCAGUAUCGGGCGCACCGCAGCGUUCUGGCCGCCAGCAGCCCGUAUUUCGACUCGAUCCUGAGAAUGCAGAAAGUGGCAGUGGAGCACCUCAGCAUCUCCUGCCGAAACCAGUCCGCCUUCCAGUCGUUCCUGCGGUACAUGUACUCUGGCUGCGUCAGCGUCCACCGGGGUAACGUCGCCGAACUUCUGCAGCUCUCCAACCACUUUCUCGUCUUCAAGCUGAAAAACUACUGUGCCGAAUACCUGGAGCACAACCUCAAUCUGGCCAACUGCCUCACCAUCCGUGAGAUGGCAGAAGCCAACAAUGUUCCUACGCUGCUCAAGGCUGUGGCAAGUUUCGUAAGUGAGAAUGUGGAAGACGUCCUCAAUGACCCCAGGCUACUCCGUCUUGACAGGGAGCGGUUUGUGGCCUUCAUCUCCGAUAGAAGACUCUGUCUGCCGCAAGGUGCUCCACUGCUCAACCUAGUGACGCGCUGGGUCUCACAUGACCUGGAAGAGCGAGAAGGCUGGCUUCGUCUCCUCCUCACGUAUGUUGACUGGGCAGUUGUUGACCAGAACACGUUGUCUCAGUGCCUAAGCCGCGACCCCGUGUUUAAGCUCAGUCGUCGGUGCCUCCAUUUUCUGCUCGAGACACUAGACAGUAACAUGGUGGAGGCACCCAAGUGCAGUAGUGUGGAGAAGCGGGAACAGCUGCGGCUGGAGUUCUCGCAGGGGCCCGAGAGUGACUGGGAGAGUUUCAUGAACCUUGCCGUCUCUGCAGCCAUCGAAGCUCUGUGCGCGGAGAUGUCGGGGGAGGCACGGGGCUCACCUGGUGCUCUGAGGUCGGCCGCGGAGGAAGAGGACGACGAGGACACGCUGUCCUCAGAUGACUGUGGCGAGCUGCUGGACGAAGAUGACGGCAGGGGAGACAAGAUCCACCUUCGUCAACAGCAGGCAGCUGUUGAUGACGAGAACAGCACGGAAGGCGAGAGCGAUGAAAAACACCACAUCCUCCGAAACCUGCUAGUUGGGAAGAAAGAUGCAGAAGCUGCAAAGACCUCCGAGCCCGAGGCCACUACGGACGACUCGAGUAAUGGACAAACACCAAAGCUGUCAUCCUCCGUUUGGAAAGCAGGUGUCAAGUGCGAGCACUGCAGCUACGUCAGCUACGGCGCGGCCAGACUGGAACAGCACGUCGCCAAGGCACACGGCAAGGGCAAGACGUAUGCCUGUCCCCUGUGCACAUACACGUGCAAGUGGAAUCGCGAGUAUUACACCCACAUGAAGCACCAUUUCAGCAGCAACGGCGAGGGGCCGUUCCAGUGUGACUCUUGCGCGUACAAGUGCGAGCGGAUACAGCUGCUACUCCUACACCGGAUGAGGCACACGGACGAGAGGCCGUACCAGUGCGGCGUAUGCGACUACCGGUGUCGGCAGAAGACCAACCUGGUGGCCCACAUGCGCUGUCACACCGGUGAGCGUCCAUUCGCGUGCGACCUGUGCGGCCGUGCCUUCGCACUCAAGUGCACUCUGGAACAGCACCUGCAAAGCCACCGUGACGACCGACCUUAUCUCUGUGAUGUGUGUGGCUUCACGGCCAAGUACCAGUCCCACCUGCUCUCCCAUAGACGCCUGCACACUGGAAAUGUCUUUCGUUGCCAGUUUGCGGGUUGCACGUACGUCUCUCCGAAACGCAGCCAGCUGGAAGCCCACAUGCGGACGCACACGGCGGUGCGGUCGCACGUGUGCGCCGUGUGUGGGCGUGCCUUCAUUGAGCGCAGCCACCUCGUUCGGCAUGAGCGGAUACACCUCGAUGACAAGCCGUUCAAGUGUCUGGAGUGUGACUACACCAGCUCGCGGCGCGAUAAGCUCAAGGAGCACCACGAGAAACACCACGGCGAGAACGCCACAGCUAAGGCUCCCUACAGACCUCGCAAGACAUCUAGCAGUGCAGGGCAGAUGUUGGUCGACUCGGUGCAACUCGGCCUCGACGACACCUAUGUUUCGACGGACUCACAGCUUGAUCCUACAGACCCCGACGAUCGUUACCUCGUAGUUCAGAUGCAGGCAUCAGGGGCUCUCACUGUCCCAGAUCCAGGCCCUCCAGUCACACUCCAGUCUGGACGACUCGUCUAGCAUGUUGUUGUGGACCAACAGGGUUCGCUCCUAGAUGCACAAUUGGGGGACCUCAGUGUGGACAAUCCCGAGGAAAUUUUGUCGGUGACUUUGAACGAACCUUUGAACUCCUCUUCUGAGAUUAGUGCUGCUUCCUCGGAACUCAGUAAUGUGAAUCCGUUCAUGACAUUCUUUUAAUUUAUUUCAUAAGAACUAAAACAAGCUUCUCAUGCAUCAUUGAGUUGUUUCAAGCAAGUGUGUUGUCCGAGAAUGCAGACAUGUUCAUGUUUUCUAAGUGUUUAUAUUAUAAUCUAUUUCCAGAGUAGCAUUCAGGUGAAGGUGGUGUGCUGUGUGUGUGCAUUAUUUCAUGUUUAUUGUAUGCAAGGUUCACAACAUGAAUCUAACAGUAGUUAGACAAGUGUAAAUAUGUUCUAUAAAUGCACGCAGGUACUAGUUCCUGUAAAGGCGGCGUCAUUCAAUGCAACCACUGUGUAUGCUGCCACCUAUUUUCCUUGUGCCAAGAUCUCUGGCGGUUGGUAAACACCCAUAGGCGUGUGCACGAGGGGGGUAGAGAGGAUGGCACGCACCCUAGUAACAUGACGGGGUGGAUGCAAAGCUAGCCCCAUACAUUGACAUAAUAGAGAGUGAUAGCCGAGCGGGCCCAGGGGCAAGUGAAGCACAAGACGACAGGAAGAAUAGCCGAGCGAGUGCUCCCUCUACUUGUUUCAGGGGAGUGCACUGCAUUCUGUGCCAUCUGUUGAACACUGUUGAAGCUAUACUGUCGAUCGAGCAGAGGCUUUGCUUGGAGAAUGCUCGCAUGCUGGUAUGGAGCGAGUGAGUGGCUCGUUUAGCAUGUCGUGCAUGCGCACUUUCAGUCACUGCUUAUUCGCCCAGUCGCUCGGCUAUUACUCUCUGAUAGAUUGACGGGUGCUGCGACGAGGGGCAGGAGUCGGCUCUAUACAUUGACAUAAUAGGGAAGGGGGCACUGCGACUAACCCCCAACCCUGCGCGUGCCUAUGUGCACACCAGUUUGGCGCGUUGAGCAUCCCAACUUGUGUGGUUUCUGAACCGAUUGUUGAUGUCACAAGCUUUCUAAGGGUAGAGAGUUUGUAACUCUAUUGAUGCUAGUCCCAGUGCUCAUUAUCAUUGUCACCCAUGCACAUCUUCUCAGAAUUACUUCCUGGACAACCAAGGACAGCUGUUUGUGUGUAGACUGACUACCCUAGCUCCUUUAUAUGCACAAUCAGUGUUGCAUCUUCAUUAGUGUGUGAACUAGUUCAGUAAUGACGAUCUCGUACUCUUUAACUGGUGUCUGCUCGACCAAUGAAGCAUCACUUUUAUUGUAUUUAUUGUCAAUAUGAUUGAUGCAGUGAAAUCGUCGUAGAUGGUAUUCAGACGGUUGACAUUAUGAAAAAGCCUUCACUGGUUAAUGCAUUGACAUGGAUGGGUGUUCUAAAAGUAACUGCUCAGAGGUUCGUAAUUGUAGUGUGGUUUUUAAUGGGAAGACGCCAGUGAAUAACAGUACCCUACCAAG
Messenger RNA from Rhipicephalus microplus (southern cattle tick), 5143 nucleotides. RefSeq lists its product as uncharacterized. The record is from RefSeq and is a predicted model, not a curated record. Gene Ontology annotation, biological process: regulation of transcription by RNA polymerase II. Gene Ontology annotation, molecular function: protein binding; DNA-binding transcription factor activity, RNA polymerase II-specific. Lineage: Eukaryota; Metazoa; Arthropoda; Arachnida; Ixodida; Ixodidae. Gene Ontology annotation, cellular component: nucleus.